Messenger RNA from Loxodonta africana (African savanna elephant), 3726 nucleotides. RefSeq names its product mitogen-activated protein kinase 4 (gene MAPK4). Gene Ontology annotation, biological process: intracellular signal transduction; protein phosphorylation. NCBI's taxonomy places the organism in Eukaryota, Metazoa, Chordata, Mammalia, Proboscidea, Elephantidae. The transcript is spliced from 5 exons. Gene Ontology annotation, molecular function: ATP binding; MAP kinase activity. The coding region runs from base 855 to 2690 and encodes 611 amino acids. Gene Ontology annotation, cellular component: nucleus; cytoplasm. The record is from RefSeq and is a predicted model, not a curated record.
UGUUGGAAGCCAGAGUGUGGAAAUUUACCCAACGUUAUUUCGUUGACAGGGAAGGAAACUCGGUCUGAAAGAUGCUGUGCUCCUGUGGCCUCUCUAAGUCCAGCAGAACACGGUCUCACUCCAGGUGGCACGGAUGAAGGAGUGGAAGAGGAUGCUGCCCACAUCUGACCCCUCUGGAGGCUCCUGGCCUGGCUGCUGAGCUUCCCUUGGAUUGGGACUUCAGGUGCGACUUGGUGUAGAGCUCAUGAAUGUGCUGGGGCUUCUGCAGCUUUCUUUACCCAUGCUCACCAGACUAGCUUGGCUUUCAGUAUCUAAAAUGAGCUGGUAGAAAGGGGAGCUGACAGAGGUAGAAAGAAGUCCCUAGAAGCCUCCUGAAUUCAUGGACAGGAUUCCUUUGUACUGCUCGGGACACAGAGACUGCUAGGCAGCUGGAGGCUGUGGUACAACAGAGCUUUGGACCAUCUUAAGGUAAACGAACACAGUUCAGCAAACAGCUCCUGCAUUUCAGCGAGAAGGAACCUCUUUUAACAGAGGAUUGAAAGGGGAGAGUUUCUGCAUCUUUUACUUUGAGCUCCAUUAUAGGAAACUUUAUGUUCGCCGAGAUAAUGAUACUUUUCCUCCGAAGAUGCUCUGUUUGAAAGAAGCAUGAGGCAUUCCAAGCUUCAGGGAGCAUUCGGGAUAUGUAGGAGGUGGUGGGUAGUAGCCCUACCAAUGCAGGCCAACAGUCUGAGCCGCCAACUUCUAAAGCUCAGUCAACAUGAACAUAUGACCUUCUCAUCCCCAGAAAACUGGUGUCAGUGACAUCACCCAGGAGGAACAGCAUCCCUCUGCUUUGCGAUUUGACAGAAUGAGGUAUGCUGGGCAAGCUACCAGCUGGGACCUGGCCUUUCCUGAUUGCCUCUUCACUGCGUGGGCAAACCCAGACCACUGAGCCAACAAUGGCUGAGAAGGGCGACUGCAUCGCCAGCGUCUAUGGGUAUGACCUUGGUGGGCGCUUUGUUGAUUUCCAACCCCUGGGCUUCGGCGUCAACGGGCUAGUGCUGUCAGCCAUGGACAGCAGGGCCUGCCGGAAGGUGGCAGUGAAGAAGAUCGCCCUGAGCGAUGCCCGCAGCAUGAAGCACGCACUCCGGGAAAUCAAGAUAAUCCGGCGCCUGGAUCACGACAACAUUGUGAAGGUGCACGAGGUGCUGGGGCCCCAGGGCACCGACCUGCAGGGUGAGCUGUUCAAGUUCAGCGUGGCCUACAUCGUCCAGGAGUACAUGGAGACAGACCUGGCGCGCCUGCUGGAGCAGGGCACGCUGACAGAGGAGCAUGCAAAGCUGUUCAUGUACCAGCUGCUACGCGGGCUCAAGUACAUCCACUCCGCCAACGUGCUGCACAGAGACCUAAAGCCCGCCAACAUCUUCAUCAGCACUGAGGACCUGGUGCUCAAGAUUGGGGAUUUCGGCUUGGCAAGGAUCGUUGACCAGCAUUAUUCACACAAGGGUUAUCUGUCAGAAGGGUUGGUGACCAAGUGGUACCGCUCACCUCGCCUGCUCCUCUCCCCUAACAACUACACCAAAGCCAUUGACAUGUGGGCUGCCGGCUGCAUCCUAGCAGAGAUGCUCACGGGGAGAAUGCUCUUUGCUGGGGCUCACGAGUUGGAGCAGAUGCAGCUCAUCCUGGAGACCAUCCCUGUGAUCAGGGAGGAGGACAAGGACGAGCUGCUCAGGGUGAUGCCUUCCUUCGUCAACAGCACCUGGGAGGUGAAAAGGCCACUGCGCAAGCUGCUCCCCGAAGUGAACAGUGAAGCCAUUGACUUUCUGGAGAAGAUCCUGACCUUUAACCCCAUGGAUCGCUUAACGGCCGAGAUGGGGCUGCAGCACCCCUAUAUGAGCCCGUACUCGUGCCCUGAGGAUGAGCCCACCUCGCAACACCCCUUCCGCAUCGAGGAUGAGAUUGACGACAUCCUGCUGAUGGCCACCAACCAGAGCCAGCUCUCCAACUGGGACAGGUACCCUGUGAGCCUGUCAUCCGACCUGGAGUGGCGGCCCGACAGGUGCCAGGACGCGAGCGAGGUGCAGCGGGACCCACGCGCGGGCUCUGCGCCACUGGCAGAGGACGUGCAGGUGGACCCGCGCAAGGACUCACAGAGCAGCUCCGAGCGCUUCCUGGAGCAGUCCCACUCGUCCAUGGAGCGCGCCUUUGAGACAGACUAUGGACACUCCUGCGACUACAAGGUGGGCUCACCGUCCUACCUGGACAAGCUGCUGUGGCGCGACAACAAGCCGCACCACUACUCGGAGCCCAAGCUCAUCCUGGACCUAUCUCACUGGAAGCAGGCGGCCGCCGCGCCCCCUACGACCGCGGUGGCGGCGGAUGCAUUGACCCGCGAUGAAGAGCCAGCCAGCCUCUUCCUGGAGAUCGCCCAGUGGGUCAAGAGCACUCAGGGCGGUCCCGAGUGCUCCAGCCCACCCCCUGACGGCCCCGAGCGCCGCCUGGCUGCCUCACCCCCAGGCCACCCGGCCCCUGGCACUGACAGUGCCAGCCCCCAUUUCGACCUGGACGUGUUUAUCUCCCGAGCGCUCAAGCUCUGCACCAAGCCCGAGGACCUGCCGGACAAUAAACUGGGCGAUCUCAAUGGCGCGUGCAUCUCCGAACACCCUAGCGACCUCGUGCAGACUGAAGCCUUCUCCAAAGAAAGGUGGUGAGGGUUGAGGGGGUGCCCGAGGCCCCAGGACUGUCCUCACAGACCCCAGGGGCUGCCCCCCCGGGGAAGCUGGGCUGGGCCAGAUGGGGCAGCCGCCCUGGCAUCUCUACCACUCUUCCCGCCCCUCUGCUGCCUUGGGGUUAGCAGAACACAUGAAGGAUCCUAGGAGGGAGAGGAAUGUCCAUUUCCUAAACUGCCUUAAUAACUAGCCUUUAACCUCUGGGAGCGGGUUGGAGCAGGAGCCUCUCUUGGGGGCUUCCCAGCGGAGGGGAGGGCUGUGCAUUUUAUAAGUGGUAGUGUGCAGGGAAAAAUCUUUUCUAGCUGUCUGCAGCCCCUACCAGUGUGGCUGGGCCAGAGGAAUCUUGCAGACAUAGCUUUGAAUCCAUGUGGCCCCAGUAGGAAGGACAAGAAGCAAAGCUACUUGCUUUAAUCUCAGAUCUAGUCAGUGUCAGGGCAAGCCUGGAAUUCCAGUCUCCUGACCCCAGGCCAAUGUCUGUCUUUAGAUAAUGUCUUCCUCUACCAGGGUCCCUCUGGCUUUCCAGUCAGAGUACCGGAUCCAAGAUGUUUCUUCCCUGCAUGUUACCAUCUAACCCAUUCAACAUCUUUUUAUUCAGAGCAAUGUGUCUUGUAUUCAGAAAUUGGAAACUGAGCCAGCAAAUUUCCCUGGGUAACCAAGCAGUUUUUUUCUGGCUCCUCAAGUACUUAAAUGUUCUCAUCUGCCACACCCCUGUAUUUGCUGGGGACCCCUCCUCCCCAAUCUGGUCAGAAGUCUUGGUUUCAGACCAGACCAGUUUGGGGUCUCCCAGAUCUGUGCACACACCUCCCCAGCACACCCUAUGCACUUUCCUAACACACGCGCAGAAACAAAGAGACAGCCCUUGUUCUGAGUGGUUGUCAUCACAGGUGAGUUUGAAGACAGCAAUUCCAAGAAUCCCCUCAGCCCUCCCACCACCACCACCACCAGACAGUCGCCCACACCCACCCACCCACCCACAUACACACAGCUCCUCUCCAAGCCUACCUCGGGACCUACCUGU